This is a messenger RNA of Darwinula stevensoni, 2791 nucleotides long. The record is from the annotation of a GenBank genome assembly. NCBI's taxonomy places the organism in Eukaryota, Metazoa, Arthropoda, Ostracoda, Podocopida, Darwinulidae.
AUGUCAGAUGAGGGGAGAGGCAACGCACUCCCGGAGGAGAUGGAGAAGGAUCGAGGAGAGGAACCCGAUCUCCGCUUCCUCACUUGUGCCCUCUGCGACAAGAAAUACCACAACCCCAAGGUAAGAAAAGAAGUGCUUGCGAGCGAUGCCCUCCACCCUCCACUCAUCCCUGCACGCCCCGUCCAGGUGCUGCCGUGCCUCCACACCUUCUGCGAGACGUGUCUAGCCGGAGUGACGCCGCCGGGGAGCCUCGCCCUCACCUGCCCCGUCCACGGGUUGGAGACGAAUUUCUACCUGACGUCGUUUCUCGAAUCCGUGAAAGAGGAGGAAGAAGACAAAGAUGAAGAGGAAGAGGAAGAGGACGAGGAGACGGUGAUCGGGAAACCGGAUCCAAGCCGACUCAUCUUCGAACGCAAAUUCUCGGAAGGCAGCCAGCAGGCGUACUCGUACACCCUGGCCAGUCUCCCUUCUCCCUCCGACUCGAUCGAGGGCUUUCUCCACUGCCCCACUCAUCCAGGUCAGUGUCUGAGAUUCUAUUGCUGGGGAUGCGAAUGGGCGGUUUGUAGCAGUUGCACGGACACGGGACACAGGGGUCACGCCGUUGCCCGCCUUUCCGCCGCUGCCAACAGAUAUCGAAUCCAACUCCAACAUCGACUCAACACCAUCCAAUCUCAAGUGACGACCAGGAAGACGUUGAUACUGAAGGUGGAGGAAAUCACCGAGCGGCUGCAAGAGAGGAAGACGAACGCAGAAGAAUCCGUGAAUGCUACCUUUGAUUCCCUCAUAUCUGCCUUAGAAACUCAGAGAGCCAGGCUCCUCGGCUCCGUCGACAGGAUCGCGAAGGCCAAGCUCCAAGCUUUGGAGGAACAGAGGGGAGCUUUAGAAUCGGAGGCGGACGAGAUGCAGAGGGCAGGAAAUUUCCUCCGACACACGUUGACCGAAGGCACGGACACGGAAGUCCUCUUGGUCAAGAACCAGAUGAUCGAUAAGUUGGAGGAGUGGGAGGAAUCCCCCUACGCCCACGGCCCUGUCGAUAACUCUCAUCUAAGUUUCCGAGAAGACGUGGCAUUGUCACUGAAGCCACGACUCCUGUCGGUGGGAAGCAUCACGAGUACCAGUGCCGUACCGUGGCAGAGUGCCUUCUCCCCUUAUGGAAGGGAUUCAGGCGAGGAGAUGUCCAAAGUUCCCGUUGGAAAAUCCGUCCGUUUCGUUCUUCAAACGAGGGACAAGGACGGGAAUCCCACUGAAGGUGCUCACCCUUUCCUCAAGGCUACGUUCACGAUGGGGAAUCUGGAGACGGAAAUCCCCGUGGAACCUUCGAGCCCGGGGAGGUUCUAUGUGACCUUAACUGUGCCAAAAGAAGGGCCUCUCUCGCUGUCCAUCACGCUCUUUGGCGAGCACGUGAAAGGAAGUCCUCUGAAAGUCAGUCCCUCAUUCGGCCCUGAAAAAUCCCUCCUCGCAGAUCCCGUCGGAACCGAAAGGACAGAACGUAAAAUGAAAUCUUCUCACCCGUCGUUUCAGUUGAUUGGAGAUGGCGGAAGAGAGGAAGGAGCAUCGUCGUCUUCGUCCGGUCGGACUUCCCUGUCCCUCCCACCGAGAUCCCGACUGUCUCGUUCCUCCAAGGCGUCUUCGUCUUCGUCUCUCUCCUCUUCUCGAAGGAGUUGCGUCACUCCUCUGGAAGACGAUCUCAUCGGAGCCAUCGGCACGAGGGGGAGGGGCAAGGGACAGUUCACCAAUCCUCAGGGAGUAUGUUGCACGACUUCCGGGGAGAUCGUGGUCACGGAUUCCAACAACCAAUGCGUGCAAGUCUUCUCGCCAGAGGGCGAGUGCAUCCUCAGGUUUGGUGUGAGAGGAAGAGGUGUAGGUCAACUGCAGCGGCCAACUGGAGUGACGGUCUUGCCUUCCGGCAGUUAUGCCGUAGCCGACUACGAUAAUCGAUGCGUUUCUGUCUUUCAGUCUUCGGGGAAAUUUAUCACUCGGAUUGGCGUCAACAAGCUUCUCGGUCCGAAGGGUGUGUCCGUGACCCACGGGGGUAAGCUGUUGGUUGUGGACAACAAAGGUGGGAAAGUGGUGGUUUUCGGCGCUGAUGGUAGAUUGGAGGCACGGAUCGGCGACAGAAAGAGUGUCGGGUCUGGCUCGUCAGGGAAGGAGGCUCUAGCCGGUCCCCAUUUCGUAGCCGUCACUGCCAGGGGCCGGAUCGCCGUCUCCGAUUUCCACAAUCACUGCGUCAAGGUCUACGAGGCGUCGGGCGAACUGGCAUUCAGCUUCGGUACGAACGGGGAUGGAAACGGACAGUUCAACGCUCCGACCGGAGUUGCAGUCGACGGUCUCGAUAACUUGCUGGUCGCAGAUUGGGGCAACAGCCGCAUACAGGUGUUUGAUAGCCGGGGCACCUAUAUGGGGGUGGUGAAUGCGGCUAGGGCUGGCCUUUACGGACCUCAAGGACUGGCUGUAUCACCCUUGAAUGAAUCCAUCCUCGUUGCGGAUUCCGGGAAUCACUGUGUCAAAGUGUACGAGAACAAGUUCUCGAUCCUUCAUGCGCCUUCGCACUUGACCCUAAAUGGGGAUGUUUGAAACCCAUCCUUCCCUGUGAUCAUGGGAGUUUCUCCUUUUAAUUUACUCCGCUGGGCGGAUAUUUUUAAGCGCUUGCCGCCCAAAGCUUGUCGAAUUAAUGAGUUCGAUUGUGUGUCUUGUGUGACUUUCCUGGGGUGUCCUGGGGCAAGUCGGUUUCAUUCCAUCCGAGCUUGUUUGGCGUUUGCGUGAAAAAGUCUCAAAAAAAUUUAUUGCUCCC